Messenger RNA from Myripristis murdjan (pinecone soldierfish), 4864 nucleotides. RefSeq names its product integrin, beta 8 (gene itgb8). Lineage: Eukaryota; Metazoa; Chordata; Actinopteri; Holocentriformes; Holocentridae. Gene Ontology annotation, cellular component: focal adhesion; integrin complex; cell surface. The record is from RefSeq and is a predicted model, not a curated record. Gene Ontology annotation, biological process: cell migration; integrin-mediated signaling pathway; cell adhesion mediated by integrin. Gene Ontology annotation, molecular function: integrin binding. The coding region runs from base 582 to 2966 and encodes 794 amino acids. The transcript has 16 exons.
AACCGGUCACUCUCCCGGUGUGGAUGGUCACGAGCAGUCAGCAUGUGGAGGCUCACCGGGAGGCACCGAGCUCGUGUAGUGUUACUCCAGCUGUGCGUGUCUCUGCUCCGUCCCCGUCAUCAGCUGUGAGAGCGAGAUCAUCACCGAGGAAAGGCACGCGGGACACGCACACCUGCGGGUCGGAUGGAAUAGAUGGAGCGAGUUACGCGGGCGCCGCCAGGAUCGCCGCCGCCGCCGCCGCCGCCGCACUCACCCGUUUCCACUUCUUGCUCUCGCAGUCCACGGAGGAGCGCGCGCCGCCGCCGGCACUGAACUCUCUGUGUAAUAAGCUGAUUUGACCAGGGAUGUGAAUACCGCUACGCACGCGGGAUUAGGAGGUUAUUGGGUGGGGGGAAGGAGGAAAAAGAGCAAAACAAAACAAAAAGCACUGACAAUGCCCCGCGGCUCGAGCCUGCAUUCCCGGCUGUUGUUGGUACGGUGGACGCACGGUGCCCGGUCUCCCCCGGCGGUUCCACGUCAUCUUCAGUAGCUACCAGGUCCUCCUCUGCUGCUCCACUCGUGUCGCCCCCGGUGUGGAUAAUAUGACUUCCUGGCUACGCACAGACGGUAGCGUCCCUCUGUGUCUCGUGCUCUCCUCCCUGGUGGUCGCCAUCUGCGCUGAAGCCUCCCGUCCGGGUGACAGUGUGUGCUGGUCUCCUACUAUCUCCUCUUGUACAGAUUGUCUCAGACGUGGACCGCAGUGUGCUUGGUGCUUCAAGGAGGGCUUUCUGGAUGGGGCGGGGGUGGGCCAGCGCUGCGACCUGCCACUGAACCUGCUCAGGAGGGGCUGCGAGCUAGAGUUCAUCGAACAGCCAGAGGUCCAGGUGGAGGUGAACGCCACCAUCAGCAGCACACAAGUGUCCCCUCGAGACCUCAGCAUCACCCUCAGACCAGGUUCAGAGGCCAGUUUCAUCGUGGCUGUAAACCAGCUGGAGCGUUAUCCAGUGGAUCUGUACUAUCUGGUGGAUGUAUCAGCAUCUAUGCAGGAAAACCUUGAUCAGUUGAAGACAGUGGGUGUAGCUCUGUCCCAUCGUAUGACUGAACACUCCUUAGACCUGCGGCUGGGUUUUGGCUCCUUUGUGGACAAACCCGUCUCCCCCUACAUCAACGUCCAUCCCUCCAAGAUCAACAACCCCUGCAGUGACUAUGAGAUCCGCUGUCGUCCAGCCCACGGCUUCCACCACGUCCUGAGUCUGACAGCAAAUAUCACAGAGUUUACACGUGUGGUCAAACGCCAGCGCAUCUCGGGCAACAUGGACACACCUGAGGGAGGCCUGGAUGCUAUGCUGCAAGCUGCUGUCUGUCAGACGGAGCUGGGUUGGCGUCCAGAGGCGAAGCGUCUCUUGCUGCUGAUGACCGACCAGCCAUCCCACUUGGCGCUGGACAGCCGGCUGGCGGGCAUCGUCACACCACACGACGGCCUGUGUCACCUGGAGAACAACAUUUACUCAGAGAGCACCAGGAUGGACCAUCCCAGUAUGGGUCUGUUGGCUGACAAGCUGCUAGAAAACCACAUCUACUCCAUCUUCGCUGUGGAGAAGCAACAGUAUCAGUGGUAUGAGGACUUGGUUGGCCUCCUGUCUGGCUCCUACCUAGGAAAAGUCGGCCUCUUCCAAGCCCCAAACCUCAUCGAGCUCGUGGUGAAUGCAUACAAGAGGUUUUUGUCGGAGGUGGCGGUGUCGGUGGCUGUGGAGGACAAGGCAGUCAGCAGGUACUGGGUGUCCGUCACUCCACUCUGUCCCGACGGCUCCACGGCCAAGAACCAGAGCUGCUCCGGGGUCCAGCCCAACCAGACGGUUUACUUCAACAUCACCAUCGGCCUGCGCUCUUGUCCCGAUGAUGGUGAGGAUGAGGAUGUGUCAGUGGAGGUUCGCCCUGUGGGCUACAACGAAUCCACCGUUGUCAGGGUCCGCUCUCGGUGCCGCUGCAGCUGUGGACCUGCGGGACUUUGCCACGACAGCGCCCAAUCAGCAUGCAGCGAGACUCCACACAAGGCCGCUCUUGGACUGAAUAAGGACUCAGACAGGAAUUCGGAGUCCAACUGUAGAGCUGGUGGGUCGGAUGUGGACUGCAGCGGCCGAGGUGUGUGUGAGUGCGGGAAGUGUGUAUGCGAGCACAGCAGGCUGGGCGCUGUGUAUGGACAAUACUGUGAGAAGGAUGAUUUCUCCUGCCCAUAUGAAGAGGGACUGGUCUGUGGAGGACGGGGUGUGUGUGUGUCAGGUGAGUGCGUGUGUAAUGAUGGCUGGACAGGCGAUAACUGCGGCUGCCCUGUUUCCACGGCAACCUGCCAAUCUGCCAAUGGGUUGCUAUGCAGUGGGCGGGGCAGUUGUGUGUGUGGCAAGUGUGUGUGCAGUGACCCCCAGUUCUCUGGAAACGUCUGCGAACGAUGCCCCAUGUGCCACAGCACCUGCCAAUCAUACUGGAAGUGUGUGGACUGCCAUCUGUCUCACGGUCUCACACAGGACGAGGCGGGACACUGCAACCACACUUGUGCCCCACUGGUGGGCUACUUAGACGAUGCCUCAGGUCUGUCGGGGGAGACGUGGGGUCAGUGUGUGUACAUCAGUAAUGACAGCUGUCGCUAUAGGUUCCAGACAAGCUCAGACUCUGGACGGACCCAGCUACAGAUUAGUACACGCCCAGAAUGUGCUAGCCGCGGUCGGUUGGUCGGGACUUUCCUGAGUGUGUGUGCUCUGACGGUACUGUGCGGGCUGGUGGUGGUGGCUGUGUCCAGAUUGCUAUUACAGAAAAGAGGCUGGACACCCGGUGACCCUAUUGAGGAUGGAGGCUAUCACCCCACUAUCAAGGAGCUGUCAUACAUCCCCAGAACCAAUGAGAAGACUGUCACCUACAGGAGGGACUGCCCGUCUGUGGAGAUGCACAUCCAGGUGCCCAAGAUGAACCUGGACGACCACUGGCAGUGCUAGGCAGAAGUCAAAGGUCACGAGGAAGUCAGCAGCAAUAGAGACAUGUGGGAGACGCAUUUGCUCAGGCCCUCAUUCGGCCUUUAAACUGGUGAAGAAUGGCAGACUUAGUAAUAAGGGCGCAGUGGAAUCGAGUUAGUAAAUCUUAUGAACUGAAAUACAAUUGACCAAACUUAUUUGGACUGUGUGACUUCGGCCAGUAUCCUGCAAAUUUUACAGGAAGAGGUGAGGAGAGGAAGAGCACAUGUUCCCUCCUCCUCUUCAUCUGUUGCAGCAGGGUGGCUACUUCCUCUACAAGGUACGAUGUGGUCAUUCCUUUUACUUUUAGCCAUGCUGCAGUUACUGCUCUAACUUAUGUUUGUUUGUUUUGUGUGUGUGUGUGUGUGUGUGUGUGUGUGAGAGAGAGUUUAGGGGUAUGUUGGGGUCUGUAGGCAGGUACAUGUAUGCAGGCCUCCUAUUUAUAAUGUUCUGGUCAAAAAAAAGCAAAAUACACACUACUUGUGUUAGGUUAAUGUGCUUGAAUGACACUCCGCCAAACUUUAGCAUUGUAAUACUAUGACUGUGGCACAGUAACGUCAUCUUGUGUUAGCCUGCCCCCUUGUGGUCAGUGCGAGCUAUGGCAUUUCUUUCUCAAAUACUGUCUAAAUCACUGACCUCAGCUGUGUUGCCUUGGGAUUUAAGAAAUGAAGCACGCCAGUGGUACAGCAGGCUUUUACAAAUCAUAGAAAAGUCUGUUAAUUUCUGUGGAGCUGUAUUUUGAUUUUUUUUUACCUUUUUGAUUAAUUAUUGAUUAAGUGUUUUGUUUCCUGUCUUUUUUCUAAGUGCUUUAGUGUUUCUCUAUUAUGUUUUUCCAUUGUCACGUGAGGUUCGCUGAUCAACUGCCUUGCUCAUCAGUAUUAUACUGUAGAUGUUUUAUCAUGUAAAGCGAGCAUGUAGUUGUAUAUUGUUGUCUAUUGUCAAUAAUCAGGUUAGACUUGCACUAGAACAACUGUUUUGCAUUGUACUACUGAAAAGUGUCCCGUUCGGGCUGUGCAGAGGAGGGUGCAGGGCUCGGUGGGCACAGAGGGAGACUGGAUCAAGUGGCACGGGCUGCUUCUGCUUGCUGUACAUUGUGCAUUUUGGGAGUCAUGUGCACAUUAAGUGUGGAUGACACUGACGUUAACAAAAUAACAACACUGGACUGAAGAUUAAUAUCUCAAAAAAUGAACAUACUGACGCUUACUGGCAACCAUAUCAUCAAUAGAACGAUCAUGUGACCUCUAAGUCAGGGACAGAAAUGCACCGGCAUACAUCGUGACUCAUUCCAGUUGCACUGCACUAAAAAGGCCACACUCUAAGAAUAGACUAAUUUCCAGGCAAGGGUACGUUUGGUAAAGGUACGGAGAUCAGAGCUGGAAUUUUACGCCUUACACUCUUCAUCCAGAGCCAUGAGGGUGCGUUUGGUCCAUUUGCUCCACUGGAUCCCAGCGCCAGGUGCAUGGCCUCCUAUGAGAAGGCCUUUUGCCCAGUCUCUCCUUUUGAUUUUAACACUAUUUUGUUUACAGCAAUAGCUGCUCUGAUUUUUUUUUUUCUAGUUGGGAACACUAAUUAUUAUUUAUUGUGAUUUUAUUUCUUUGUAUUGUACAUUUUCAUUGUACUAUUUUGUGAUACUAAAUAUCACGCAGCCUUUGGGCAACUUGAGAUACAGGUAGUAAGUACUGUUGAGUGUUUAUGAAGAGCACACUCCUGUCCCUGGGCAUGAGAAUGAAUCAGCAGCAAUAAAUAAUCAUCUCAUCUAACUGGGCAUUGACUUUGGUGUAACAACAGCACUUUUCUGUGUAAUUUUGCUGUAAAUUUUUGUGACUAGUUGUGUAGCAUGAAUGUUUUCUCCAAAAUAAAAUGGGCCAGAUUUUUUAACCUUU